Molecule: messenger RNA, 1665 nt
Organism: Chlamydomonas reinhardtii
Lineage: Eukaryota; Viridiplantae; Chlorophyta; Chlorophyceae; Chlamydomonadales; Chlamydomonadaceae
Exons: 9
Coding region: 81-1073 (330 amino acids)
Molecular function (GO): aminoacyl-tRNA deacylase activity
Source: RefSeq, a predicted model, not a curated record
GCUGUAUUACUGUUGUGAGCACCUCAGUUUAACAUAACUUGUCCCACCUUGCUUCAACUACUUGCGUCUGGCCUUGGAAGAUGCCGCUCACCAAAGAUGAACUUAUAGCCAAAUUGAAGGAUGCUGGCGUCUCCUUUGAGUCAUUUGAGCAUCCUCCAGUGAUGACGGUGGAGGCGCAGAUCGCUGCUCUCCCUGGAAACCCGCAGACGGUUCUGAAGAACCUGUUCGUCAAGGACAAAAAGCACCGCUGCUACAUCAUCACGGCUCUCCCAGACACCAAGAUUGACAUGCAGGUACUGUCGGCCCGGCUGGGCACGGGCAAGGGCGGGCUGCGGCUGGCGCCCGAGGAGCUCCUGCUGGAGGUGCUGCAGGUGCCCCUAGGCUCUGUGACGCCCCUGGCUGUAGCCAACCCCGAGGCGGCGGAUGUGGUGCUACUGCUGGACGACAAGAUCAAGGCGCAGCAGGUGGUGUACGUGCACCCGCUUGUGAACACGACGUCUCUGGCGCUCGGCCCCGCGGCGCUGGAGGCGGCGCUCAAGGCCGUGGGCCGCGACCCCCUGUUUGUGGACCUGGAGGCAGACCCCAAGAUCGACCGCGACAACCCGCCCGACCUCAAGGCCACAGCGGACGCCGCCAAGCCCCCCGCGGCCGCCCUGCCGCCCGCAGACGGCGCCACGCCCGCGCCGCCCGCAGACGCCAAGGCCGGCGCCGCGGCGGCGGCCGCCGCCCCCGCUGCCAAGGACGCUGGCAAGAAGGACGCUGCCAAGAAGGACGGCAAGGGCGGCAGCAAGGGCGCCGACCAGAAGAAGGGCGGCGCCGCCACCCUGACCGCUCUGACGGCGGUGGGGCCCCGCGUGGAGGAGGUGCUCAGCCUGGCGGUGGGCGCGCUACUAGGUGCCGGCACCACGGCCGAGGCCGCUGUGGCGGAGGGGCGUGUGGACGCCUACGCCUUGGCGCGGCUGCGUGCGGACCUGGAGAUGCAGCUCAGCAGCCUGAAGAACGCGGCGUACGCGGCGGGACACGUGGCGGGCAAGGGCGAGGUGGUAGCGCACGCCGAGCGGAGAUACGCGUAGAGGGGGGGGGGAGGCGGUGUGGAGAGGGCGAGAGGCUUGUGGAGGAGACGAGGAGGCAAGAGGGGAGGUCUAGGGCGUGCGAUGGGACAGGGUUUAGGCAGGUUGGCGAGGUGUGGCGGCGGUUGGACGAGGUACGGUGAAAGCUGUGGUGCCGGCGGUUGACGCUGGACUGUGGAGACCUUUCCAGUGCUCGAAUGUCAAGGACUGCGUUCGCAGCGGAUUGCUGACUCCCAACUGUGGUGACUGUGCGAUGGGACAGUGGUAAGGCAGGUUGGCAAAGUGCCGUAGGGUGCAGCUGAUUCCCAAAACCCAACAGAUGGCACACAAUUUACAACGGCAGGGCAGGAGUGCGCGGCUUGUCGAACGCCGGAGUUACUGUACCGAUGAGUUGCUGGCUGGCUGGAAGUCCCCGCUGUGGUGACUACACGGUCUAUCUGAGAGCAACGUGAUGGACACGCUGAAGAGUUGGACGCCGCCUGGCGCAGCGCCACUGCGAGCGGGCCGCAUCAAAAGCUGUGAUGCCACGGGUUCCCCUCUGCUGCUCUACGUGUUCUUCCAAUUCCAUAAGUUCUGGAUUUAACUGCUUUUGAUU